UGGCCCGCCCAUAUUUAUUCAAUCGAUGGCCGCAGCCGCGCACACAGCCCCCAUCACCUCCAUCCGCCCUCGCUGCUCACCGCCGCGCUCCUGCCCGCAGCGUCCCUGCCACCCGUCUCGCCUCCGACGCCGCCCCGCACGGCCAACCCUGCUUUCGUCCAUCCCCGGCAAAUCCAUGCCCUCUCGCCCUCGCUUGUCGCUCGGCUCCCGUCGACCUUCACAUCGCGGCUCACCGCCACAUCAUCUCCGCGAUCUCUGAUCCUGUCAAACACAUCCCUUCGUUCGACGCGCAACAAAUUCAUCGCGCGCCCUACCCACCAUGAUCUCGCUGUUUCAUUGACUCGUCCACGUGAGCUUCUUUCCAACCAAGUCGCAUACGUCUGCACCCCUCGAAUCACGUCCUCUUGGAUCCUGAUACAACCCCCUCAAGUACUCGUCACGAGCCUCGCGAAUGGCCGCAGCCGCGCUCGCACGUGCCUCGCCGUCUAUUAUAGUAGUCAACGCCCGCCCGUGCGGCCUUUCGGGCUCGGGCUUACAGCAGCACGCUUCUUCGUGGCCCAAGAUUCGCGCCACAUACAAGUGAUGACGCACGUGCCAUCUCGCUAUUCACCCAAUUACGCGACAAACAGCGGGCGUCCGCCAGCGGCCCUGGCCCAGGUCGAGCGCCGGCGCUCGUCGCUUCUCGCUCGUGGCGCACUUGUCACGGAUCCCCCAUCAAUGAUCUCGCAGAGAUCCGUCCUGCCCGCGCGCCUCUGCCGCAUCGACAUACAGUGCGUCCGUGCGCCGUGCAUCAUCGCAGCCCGCUGCCCGCUCCACGAUGCGCCCGAUCCAACUCCCCGACUCUCCGUACUCCAACUGCGCCGGGCCACCUGUCAAUGGGACCCGCUGGUCCAGGCCCAGGCGCGCGCUGCGCAAACGCGUUAA
This is a messenger RNA of Heterobasidion irregulare TC 32-1, 924 nucleotides long. RefSeq lists its product as uncharacterized. The annotation marks the transcript as partial. NCBI's taxonomy places the organism in Eukaryota, Fungi, Basidiomycota, Agaricomycetes, Russulales, Bondarzewiaceae. The transcript is spliced from 3 exons. The record is from RefSeq and is a predicted model, not a curated record.